Guyanagaster necrorhizus is the source of this 819-nucleotide messenger RNA. Its product is annotated as ClpP/crotonase. The record is from RefSeq and is a predicted model, not a curated record. Lineage: Eukaryota; Fungi; Basidiomycota; Agaricomycetes; Agaricales; Physalacriaceae. The coding region runs from base 1 to 819 and encodes 272 amino acids. Gene Ontology annotation, biological process: fatty acid beta-oxidation. Gene Ontology annotation, cellular component: peroxisome. The transcript has 7 exons. Gene Ontology annotation, molecular function: delta(3)-delta(2)-enoyl-CoA isomerase activity.
AUGACCUACCCACUCAGUUUGCCUACUCAUCGCCCUCUCAUCACCCUUACACACCCCAAUGAGGCCCUUUGGAUCAUCGAACUACACCAUUCCAAUGACAACCGCUUAACUCUUGAAAUGGUCGACUAUGGUAUCAAGCCUGCUCUGGAUGCCGUGGAAAGAGACUGGCGCGGACAGUGGAGAACCGCUCAGCAGAACAAGGACACGGAAGGCGCCAAGGGAGCACUGAUAUUUGUUGGUGCUAGAAACCAGGACAAGUUUUUUAGCAAUGGUCUUGACUAUCCCAGUGUCGUUGCGAAUCUAAACUUCUUCCCGGUUACAUAUGAUCCCCUUCUUUCGAGGCUAUUGACUUUCCCAAUUCCAACCAUCGCCGCCAUUAACGGGCAUUGUUUCGCUGGGUCAAUGAUGCUGGCUUUGGUAUGCGACUACCGUGUCAUGACUGAUGGUAGUGAGCGACGCGCAUGGAUGUGCAUGAAUGAGGUCCUCUUUGGUGCUAUCUGGCCUCUUUCCUUCGCGGCCAUUCUUCGUGCCCAAGUUGGUGAUGGCCGGUUGCAUAGAAAAAUAGCACUAGAAGGCCAUAAAUUCACGCCAAAAGAGGCUUUGGAGGCGGGGCUUGUAGAUCAUAUAGUCUCCGGGAACACCGCUGAUGUGUUGGCUAAAGCAGAAGAAGUAGCAAAAACAGUUGGUAUGAACGCGCGACACGGUGUUUGGGGAUUGAUCAAGGCUGAUCUAUACCGAGACACCUUGGCAAUGAUACGGAAACAAUCACGCCCGAUGAAUCCUCAACUCGACGACGCAGCAGCUCAGUCCCGCCUCUAA